AUGUUUAACAAGCUGUCCGGGCAGCCCGAGAGUUACGAAAAAAAAGCGCUGUAUAGGUUUGGAAGGACGCUAGGUGCAGGCACUUAUGGUAUCGUCCGUGAAGCAGAGAGCAGCCGGGGAAAGGUCGCAAUCAAAAUCAUCCUGAAGAAAAAUGUCCGCGGCAAUGAGCGCAUGGUCUACGACGAGCUGGAGAUGUUGCAGGCGCUCGAUCACCCCAACAUUGUUCACUUUGUAGAUUGGUUCGAAUCCAAGGACAAAUUUUACAUUGUCACUCAGCUGGCCACUGGUGGUGAGCUGUUUGACCGGAUUUGCGAGUACGGCAAAUUCACAGAGAAGGACGCUUCUCAGACAAUCCGGCAGGUGCUGGGUGCUGUGAACUACCUUCACGAGCGCAAUAUCGUCCACCGAGAUCUGAAACCCGAGAACCUCCUGUAUCUCACUCGCGACCCCAAAUCCCCCCUGGUGUUGGCUGAUUUUGGUAUCGCGAAAAUGCUGGAGAACCCUACCGAAGUCCUCACAACCAUGGCGGGCUCGUUUGGUUAUGCGGCGCCUGAGGUCAUGCUAAAGCAAGGCCACGGCAAGGCCGUCGACUUGUGGUCCCUCGGUGUUAUUACCUACACCCUGCUGUGCGGAUACUCGCCCUUCCGAUCGGAAAGCCUGUCCGAUCUGAUCGAAGAAUGCCGCGCUGCCCGGAUCGUCUUCCAUGAACGCUACUGGCGCGAUGUCUCCAAGGAUGCCAAGGACUUCAUUCUCAGCCUGCUCCAGCCUGACCCCGCCAAGCGGCCCACGUCGCAGGAUGCCCUGAAACACCCGUGGCUGACUGGUGAGUCUGCCAGCGACCGCGACUUGCUGCCUGAGAUCCGUGCCUACAUCGCCCGCUCCCGUCUUCGGAGAGGAAUCGAGAUCAUCAAGCUGGCGAACCGCAUUGAAGCGCUCAAGAUGCAAGAAGACGAAGAGGACGAUAUCCCCAGCCCUGCCGAGAUGGCGGCAGCUGCAGCAGAACCCAGCAAAUCCUGUGACACAACAGCGUUUCCUCCUCUCGAAGGGUCGGAGGCAAAUGGGAGCUCAUCCCCUGCGCCUGUUGAUGGUACAACCGGUGGGACCAAGAAGCGGAGUCUGAGCAAGAUCGCACGCGGCGCGAUCUUCCGCGAAGUCGUUCUGGCCAAGGUUCGCGAGAUGAAGGAGAACGAAGAGCGUGAAAAAAUCGAACGGGAGGCUCGAGAGCGAACUCCCCAUUCUUGA
This is a messenger RNA of Aspergillus fischeri NRRL 181, 1242 nucleotides long. Its product is annotated as serine/threonine-protein kinase. NCBI's taxonomy places the organism in Eukaryota, Fungi, Ascomycota, Eurotiomycetes, Eurotiales, Aspergillaceae. Gene Ontology annotation, molecular function: calcium/calmodulin-dependent protein kinase activity; ATP binding. The transcript is spliced from 4 exons. The record is from RefSeq and is a predicted model, not a curated record. Gene Ontology annotation, biological process: protein phosphorylation; cellular response to oxidative stress. The coding region runs from base 1 to 1242 and encodes 413 amino acids.